Molecule: messenger RNA, 1530 nt
Organism: Nelumbo nucifera (sacred lotus)
Lineage: Eukaryota; Viridiplantae; Streptophyta; Magnoliopsida; Proteales; Nelumbonaceae
Product: putative nucleoredoxin 2
Molecular function (GO): thioredoxin-disulfide reductase (NADPH) activity
Source: RefSeq, a predicted model, not a curated record
GAUCAAGGAUGUAAUAACAAAUGCUUUAGAGAGAGAGAGAAAUCAGGAAGGAAGAGGAGAUGAAGCAAGAAGUACUGAAUCUGGAGAAAAACAAGAAAGGGUUGAAGGAAGAAGAUGCCGUGAACGGCGAAUCCAAGAAGGACUUCAGCUCUAGAUUUUUGUCCCUCCUGGCUUCCAAAGACCGUGAUUUUCUGCUCUCUUCAACCGGAGACCAGGUUAAAGUAUCGGACCUCGAAGGCAAGGUCGUCGGCAUCUACUUCUCGGCCAACUGGUACCAACCAUGUCGAAAUUUCACGCCUGUUCUAGCGGGUGUAUACGAACAACUAAAAGAUCGAGGCUGCGGUUUCGAAGUCGUCUUCGUGUCAUCGGACGAAGACUCCGAUGCCUUUGCCAGUUAUCGUGCGUGCAUGCCAUGGCUCGCCAUUCCCUUCUCUGACCUGGAAUCGAAGAAAGCUCUGAACCGAAGGUUCCAAGUUGAAGGAAUUCCAUGCUUAAUUAUUCUCCAACCUGACGAUAACGAAGACGAAUCAACAUUACGUGAAGGUGUUGAGCUCAUUUACCGGUAUGGGGUCCGAGCUUUUCCGUUCACUAAACAGAGAUUGGAGGAGCUGGAGAAGGAAGAGAAGGAGAAGCACGAGAAUCAGACGAUAACCAAGUUACUGAUAAACCACAACAGAAGCUUCUUGUUGAGCCAGUCCAUACUCAAACAGGUUGAGGUUGAGUCCUUGGUAGGGAGAACCAUUGGACUCUACUUCUCAGCUCAGUGGUGUCUCCCUUGUCUCAGGUUCACGCCCAAGUUGAUCUCCAUCUACCAUAAGAUAAAGCAAGUGAUAGUGGAAAAGAAGAGAGCUGCAGACAGCAAGGAGGAGGGCUUCGAGAUAGUGUUUGUGUCGAGCGAUCGUGACCGAGCUGCGUUCGACUCCUACUUCGGGACCAUGCCGUGGCUAGCUUUGCCCUUUGGAGACCCAACAAUCAAGAACCUCACCAGGUACUUCGACGUGCAGGGGAUACCUUGUCUGGUGAUCCUGGGUCCCGACGGUAAGACACUCACCAAACAUGGGAGAAACCUGAUAAACCUAUACCAGGAGAAGGCCUAUCCCUUCACCAAGGCCCAACUGGAGAUCCUUGAGAAACAGAGGAAUGAGGAAGCCAAGGGCCUCCCUGUGACGGAGCACCACGCCGGACACCGCCAUGAGCUGACCUUGGUGUCUGAGGGCAGUGGGGGAGGACCCUUUAUAUGUUGCGAAUGUGACGAGCAGGGGUCGGGCUGGGCUUACCAGUGCAUCGAGUGUGGGUAUGAGGUGCACACCAAGUGUGUCAAGGCAGUGAAGCGUGGCUCCACUGGUUGAGCACUUCUGAUUCUGCCUACCCAUCGUCUUCAGUUCAAAUUAAUGUUGCUAAUUUAACAAGUUGUUGGAUGCAUGUAAGUUUUUUGGUACUUGGAUCAUAUGCCACAGUGUUGGGUAUUUGGAUUUGGUACUCUGUUAGUGAUAAUAUUGUUAAUAUGCCAUAGUGUUGUGUGUUGUGCCU